AUUUUUCAACUUUUUUCAUGCCAUCUUGAACUUUUUUGUUAUAUGUGACAUGUCUUUCUGUCAAAAUCAAAUAUCCAGCUAUAUAUAUCUGUGUUAAACCCAAGUAUUCAGUAUACUGAUUCGACUGCAUUGCAGGCAGAUUCAGCAUAUCCCCGGACAUUUUGCCACAAUGCGGUCGUUAUUCCUUCUCGCAUUCUUCUGCCUGGUGGGCUGGUCGACCUCUCAAAGGUGCCCAGCUCGGUACAUCAGAUUUACACCUCAACAUACUUAUUGCUUAUCCCCUAACCCGACAUGCCAAGUGAAGCGCAAGGGUGUCUCCGAACAAGACAAACAGCUCAUCCUCAGACUCCAUAAUCAGUUUAGAAGCAAAGUUGCGAUGGGAAAUGAAGACAGGUCUAUAGGAGGGGCCUUGCCCCAAGCAGCCGACAUGAUGGAAAUGGUGUGGGAUGACGAACUCGCUGCUGUUGCCCAGAAAUGGACAGAAAACUGUGAAUGGGGCCACGAUUGCGGAGAAUGCAAAGCAGUUGAAAAUUUCGCCGUUGGUCAAAAUCUUGCUAUUCAAAAUUGGUCUCCAUGUUAUGGGCCUGGAUGCCAGGAACCGAGCAACGAACCCGAUUGGACAUGGGCUAUAACGGCACUCUAUGACGAAGUUGUGGACUACCGCGUAAAUUGGUUAGACAGUUUCACAAAACACCCAGGACCAAAGACAGGCCAUUUUACACAGCUGGUAUGGUCUAAAUCCUGGAGAAUCGGAUGUGGUUACUCGUAUUACAAACAGGCAGGAGGCUUCCACCUCUAUUACGCAUGCAACUAUGGACCUGGAGGAAACGUUGAGGGAGAACCCGUGUAUAAAACAGGACUGCCUUGCUCUUCUUGCCCAACCAAUACCCAGUGUUCACCAAGCAGCAGAUUUGCAAAGGGCUUCCCAGGAUUAUGCAGAAUGGAAGAUGCAAGUAAAGCCCCAGUUUACCCAGAGAGAAACAGACGCCUCCUUUUCCUCUGCGAUUUCACGAGCCCCGAAAGCAACUGCGCAGCUGAAAUAACAGGAAGUCUUAACUGGGAAAAAGUAUUCUCCGUUGGAGGCAACUACAACUCCAUUAUUCUGAAUGGAGGAAGGUCUACCACCGUGACAUUCAAGAACCCCAUCACACCGCACCAAGGCGCCUUCUGUCUCAUCGUCAAUUUCCGAAAGGGCCCUCUGGAUGCUUCGAGAAGCGACGAAAGUAGUUUCAAGGCCAACUUCAAAAUGGACUAUGCCGUGGCUCCCCCCAUGGAACUCAAUCCGAGAUCAACCACUUUCAAACAAUUCAAUAUCGACCUCGGUUGGGGAAUAAAAACAACACUUGGAUUUACUUUCUCCGUCCCAGGAGGAGCUGCACAACACGUUCUGGACAUCAGAAAAGUCGUGGCUUUCGACGGAACAUGCGAUUCAAUAAACGAACCAAUAAUAUUUUAAAUGGCCUAUUUUUUGUAACACAUCAUGUUUAAUAUUAAUGUAAUAUUGAAAUAAUAAAGAAUUUAUUUCUUAAA
Molecule: messenger RNA, 1530 nt
Organism: Argiope bruennichi
Lineage: Eukaryota; Metazoa; Arthropoda; Arachnida; Araneae; Araneidae
Product: CRISP/Allergen/PR-1-like
Exons: 9
Coding region: 170-1456 (428 amino acids)
Cellular component (GO): extracellular region
Source: RefSeq, a predicted model, not a curated record